Hyposmocoma kahamanoa is the source of this 447-nucleotide messenger RNA. RefSeq names its product signal peptidase complex subunit 1 (gene Spase12). The record is from RefSeq and is a predicted model, not a curated record. The transcript has a single exon. Gene Ontology annotation, biological process: protein targeting to ER. Gene Ontology annotation, cellular component: endoplasmic reticulum membrane; signal peptidase complex. Lineage: Eukaryota; Metazoa; Arthropoda; Insecta; Lepidoptera; Cosmopterigidae. The coding region runs from base 90 to 374 and encodes 94 amino acids.
GACGUGUUAAUAAUCUGCAAUAUUGUUGACGUUUUUGUUUUUGGUUGCGUGUAGUUCAUAGUGAAUUUGAGUAAAUUAUUUCAAAGAAAAUGGAAUUCUUCAAGUCAAUUCCAACACACAUAGACUAUGUCGGGCAAGCUAAAGCUGAGAAAUUGUACAGAGCAAUCAUUACAUUGUUCAGCAUUGUUGGAUUUAUUUGGGGUUAUAUAGUUCAACAAUUUUCACAAUCUGUAUACAUCUUGGGCGCCGGCUUCCUGCUGGCAGCAAUUCUGACGGUUCCACCGUGGCCAAUGUACCGCCGCAACCCACUGAACUGGCAGAAUCCGAGAAAUACCGAAGAAAAAUCAACGUCGAGCAAGAAAGGAAAAAAAUAACUAACUUAAAAUUCCAUUUAUUCAACGUAUUUAUGUGUACUACGCAUUUCUCAAAUAAAUAGCAUUUAAGGUU